CUCAAUUACUGUUCUUUUUCUUACCCCUGAAACCCACGAUGAAUUCCGGAUAAGGACUUCCCGAGCUUGUGCGCAUGGAUAUGACAACAUUGUGCAUCAACCUGGAAGCUCUAAUAGUCCGCGUUUGUACAACUUCUUCAAAACUCUUUAAUUACGAAGAAACAUAGUCAGAGCUUACAUAUACCUACUCAUAAUGACAGAACCUACACCAACUAGCACAAAUCUAUCAAGCAAUAUUAGCCUCCGCGCCCCGUCCAAGUACCUCGCAGACCCGUCCAAGCCAUCAACUACCACUGGCGACCCAUUCGUCUCCCCGCCGCUCGAAUGGCUCUGGCGCACCUGGGCCGUCACGCACUCGACGUUGUCGAUGUGGCGCUCAGCUCGGAACGUGCGCAUAACCUACAAACCGUAUAAACCCGAGUCUAAGCCCGUUGCAAACGACAACCUAGUCGAAUAUGAGAAGAGCAAUGGUAAGGGAGGCGUGAAGCGUGUCGUAGGCAUCGAGAAGCCUGACUCGACCAUCCCUGGCGCCUGGACCUGGCGGGGCAAGGGCUUGCUCGUUAUAGCUAGCAGCCAUUGGGAGAUUUUAGGCUGGGGCGAGCGCCCACUAGUCGGUGGUGCAGAUGAUACGGGAGAAGCCAUUGAGCGCUGGGCUGUGACCUGGUUCGCACCGACUUUCUUCACGCAGGAGGGCGUGGAUAUUUACAGUGACCGAAAGGAGGGCCUAAGCAAAGAGACAGUGGAAGAUAUCAUCAAGGCGUUAAAGGAACUCAACGAUGCGCCAAAGGUUAUCGAGCUGGUCGAGAAACACAUGCAGGAGGUUGAAAUUAGUUUACCGUGGAAAGAUAGAAAUAAAUAAUCAGCUAAAGUAUAAAGGUUGGAAGUCUAGAUGGUGGUUUGUGGGUUGUAUAUUAUUGAUGAUACCCAUGGAAUAGGACGUGUUAGGACGAGGUGGAGUACGAU
Daldinia decipiens is the source of this 963-nucleotide messenger RNA. RefSeq lists its product as uncharacterized. The transcript has a single exon. Bases 194 to 859 code for a protein of 221 amino acids. The record is from RefSeq and is a predicted model, not a curated record. NCBI's taxonomy places the organism in Eukaryota, Fungi, Ascomycota, Sordariomycetes, Xylariales, Hypoxylaceae.